AUGCAUCUUAUCGUUAAACCAUUGUUUUUACUGCUGCUAAGCCGCCACGUGAAUUUGGCGCCGGUUCUGAAUAUCAGCAUUGUGGCCGUGAGUCGCGUCAAUCCGAUCGGUUACGGAUCGCUUCCCUACAGUGGACCGGGAUUAUCCAUCGGCAUAGAAUAUGUACAGCAGAAGUAUGCCGCUACCAUGCGGUUUAAGCUGACGUUGCUGUAUGAUCGCGUACAAGUGACCUGUGCGGAUAUGGAAGACGCCGCGGUAGGGAUGAUUUCCGAUUGGCACUAUCGACGACGAAAUAUUAACGACACGACCAUAUAUGUCAAUGGCGCCUGCCUUGAAAACACCGAGAUGCCUUACUUUAUGAGAAGAUGGAAUACCCUAUGGAUCUCCACAUUAUCAGCAAACUCACAAAUUAGUGAUCGCAUUCGUAAUCCCACGUGGAUUGCGGUGAACGAUUUUUCGACCGCGCAGUGUUCGCAACUCUAUGUGGACAUGCUGAAUAAAUUCCGGUGGACCACUACGUUUGUGGUUAUUGAUACGAUCGGACCGUCCGUGUACGGCAUUGUUGCUGGGUUCGUACUUGAAGACCUAAAAAAGCAGCCCAACACAACGCAGUAUGUCCGAAAAAUCGCACCACGUCCCGGUGUUCCGUUUGGUAAUUUUGGAUCGGUAUUACAGGACAUAGCCAAAGUCAGCCGAGUUGUUCUGGUUUUCGGGCAUGCCGCACUUCUACGCGAAUUAUUGAUAGUGGCGCAUCAAAUGGACAUGACCAAUGGAGAUUAUGUGUACAUUGGUCUGGAAACCAUGCGAAAUAAACCGAUCCUUGGAAACUUCCACUGGAAAUACAACAAUGAUGAUGAUACCAUUGCAUUUACGGCAUUCCGGUCGCUGCUCAUGGUGCAACCGGAGGACGUCGAUAUGCCACCCAAUUUAGAUUUGGGAAUGCAGUUUGUUCAACGUUCCGCACGCGAUUACAACUUUACGUACAACAUCUCCGAUCAGAGCUUCCCCAAUAUUGUCAGCAGCUACUGGGCCAUUUUGGCAACGGCUCAGUUUCUCAAUGAUUCCUUAUCGGGUGCUGGUGAUCUGGAUUAUCGCGAUGGCAGCGCCAUUGCCCGUCUCUUUCUCAAUCGAACGUACACGGAUGAUUACGGUACUUUGUAUCUGUUUCAGCCUUUAUUGACCAAAAUUGGUAACAGCGAAUAUUUGCAAGGGGUGGUGAAUUUGACGAAUUGGGCGAAUUCCAGCAAACAAUUUCCGCCACCCAAUCGACCAUUCUGUGGUUACUUGAACAACAGCCCGUCUUGUUUAUCGGCUAGAAGCGAUACGUGGACUUAUGUGAUAAUUUUUACGCUAUUUGGCUUUUCGCUCUGCGCUAUUGUCUUCUGCAUCUUUUACGCCAGGUACACUAAGUUACGAAAUGAGGAGCAGUUACUGCUGGAUCCAUGGUGGCAGGUUGAUACAGACGAACUGCAAUCGCCCUCAUUUUGGCAUUCGCAUGCAUCCUCGAUCUUUGUUGCUCGCAAAAAGUCCUGUAAAGAAAUCAUCUCAAACGCCGUGUCUGAGUCGAAUGGGACUGUUCGAUUUGCAUCCUAUCAAGGCAAAGCUGUCGUCUGCUCUCCGGUAGCGCUUGGAGAAGGCAUACUGACUUUCGAAGAACUCUUUGUCAACGGCAACCUAUUGAAAUUGUUAAAAAUGUACCGCGGUUUAGAGCACCAGAACCUCUGCCGAUUUUACGGGCUGAGCAUUGAACUGAGCGGUAUCGACAGUUUCACGGUGUUUGUUGUAUUUUCCUGUCCAGCUCGAGGUACGCUUCCUGAUGCUUAUCGAAACCCGAUUAGCAAGGAUUUUGCUUUUACGAGUUCGUUGAUUGUGGAUCUUUUGGACGCCUUGGACUUCAUCCAUCACUCCAUGUUCACUUACCAUGGUCGACUGAGCACGUUUAACUGCUGGUUGGAUAAACACUUCACACUGAAGCUAAUGCAUUUGGCCAGCGACAGGAUACGGACCGAACUGGGAACCAUCGUCGGCAGCAAUAUGGAACGGCGCUGUCCCAAUAAUGCCAUUUGGGAGCAUUAUUUUUGGGUGGCACCCGACGCAGAACAGGCCGACAGUAAAGACCCAUACAGUAUCAAGGCCACGCAGGCAACCGAUAUAUUUUCCAUUGGACUGCUUCUCUACGAUAUCCUCACCAGGGGCGCGCUAAUACGGAAAGUUCAGAACAUGUUCGAUAGUAAGUCUGCAAUAAGCAUGGACAGCCCGAUGAACCCGUUGAUCUGUGCCGUGGAAAUUACCGAAGUGCUGGAAUUUAGCGAUGUGAUUUUGUCUUGCUUGAGGCGAGAUCCAUUGGCCAGACCAACCGUCAAGACGCUCCGUUAUGCGCUGACCUCGAUCUUCACUGCGCUGGCGCCCGAAAUGAUUCAUUACAAAUUAUUCGAUAAAAUCCAUCACCGUCUGUGUUCGUAUUCGGGCCAACUGGAGCAGGAAGUGGCCGCCAGGACCAAGGCUUUAAAGGACGAAAGGAACCGUUGUGAUGCACUCAUCCGUCAAUUUCUUCCCAAAGAAAUAGUGGGAAAGCUCCGCACUGGUCUAGACGUACAACCGGAGCUCUUUGAUAGUGUGUCAAUCAUGUUCACUGACCUCUUCGGCUUUGCCACCCUUCUUCCCUUUCAACCGCCCCACGAGACCUUUGGUUUGAUAUCGAAAGUGGAAGACUUUUUCGACGCCAUGUCUACGACGUAUGACGUCUACAAAGUUGAGGCUGUCGGUGAUUCAUUUCUGGUGGCCAGUGGAUUACCCAAUCGGAUCGGUAGUCUUCAUGUCCAUCGAAUUGCAAAUUUUGCUUUAAAAAUCUUGGAACUGGAACCGACACUGGGCAUACUUGGCGCACUGCGCUUGAAAACUGGCGUCCACUCCGGUCCAUGUGCGGCAGGAGUUAUUGGAGUUAAAAGACCUCGCUACUGCUUGUUCGGUGACACAAUUAAUGUAGCAGCCCGGAUGUGCAGUCAAGGAAUACCGGGGCGCGUCCAUAUAAGCUCGGAUUCCAGGCGCCUCCUUCAAGAAUUUGAUGAUCGUGAUUUUAAUUUUGAACCAAGAGGUUUAGUAGAGGUUAAAGGGAAAGGCCAGAUGAAUACGUUUUGGCUAAAAAGCAGAGCGCGUCUACCAUUUUACAACUAUAAUGAAAUUACUGUAAUACCUGCAGGAGAAAGCAUUCGGGCUAAAUCUCUGCCUAAGUGGUUGAAAUAUUAGAGCUGACAUCAUAUUGACGUAUGGGAGUAGGAUCAUACGCCGGAUGUACGUACGGAUGCUGACU
Paramacrobiotus metropolitanus is the source of this 3310-nucleotide messenger RNA. RefSeq names its product atrial natriuretic peptide receptor 1-like. The transcript has 20 exons. Gene Ontology annotation, biological process: protein phosphorylation; cGMP biosynthetic process; intracellular signal transduction. Lineage: Eukaryota; Metazoa; Tardigrada; Eutardigrada; Parachela; Macrobiotidae. The record is from RefSeq and is a predicted model, not a curated record. Gene Ontology annotation, molecular function: ATP binding; peptide receptor activity; guanylate cyclase activity. Bases 1 to 3246 code for a protein of 1081 amino acids.